Fraxinus pennsylvanica is the source of this 1305-nucleotide messenger RNA. The record is from the annotation of a GenBank genome assembly. Lineage: Eukaryota; Viridiplantae; Streptophyta; Magnoliopsida; Lamiales; Oleaceae.
AUGGAGGCCGGGCGUGGUUAUAGACUGGUGGUGCCGAUUGACAUAAAAAAGAAGCCACGGGAGCAGGAACUUCCGUUGCACAACCGAUGGCACCCUGACAUACCUCCGGUAGUAGAGGUCAAAACUGGAGAGAUAUUCAGGGUGGAGAUGGUGGAUUCCACUGGAGGUGCCAUAAAAAAAGAGUACACUGCUGAAGAUGUCAAGCACGCAGACUCUUCUUCUGUGCAUUAUCUUAGUGGGCCUAUUAGAGUUGUUGAUAUAGAUGGGAAACCAGCAAAGCCUGGUGAUCUUCUUGCUGUUGACAUUUGCAAUUUGGGUCCUCUACCUGGAGAUGAAUGGGGAUUUACUGCAAUAUUUGACAGGGAGAAUGGUGGUGGAUUCCUCACUGAUCAUUUCCCUCAUGCUACCAAAGCCAUAUGGUAUUUUGAAGGAAUAUAUGCUUACUCUCCACAUAUACCUGGUGUAAGAUUUCCAGGUCUAACGCACCCUGGAAUAAUCGGAACUGCACCUUCAGUGGAACUACUUAAUAUAUGGAAUAAGAGGGAAAGAGAACUUGAAGAAACUGGACCUCAAUAUCUGAAAUUGUGCGAGGUGCUGCAUUCACGGCCACUAGCAAACCUGCCAAUAACAAAGGGAUGCCUCCUUGGCAAGAUUGAGGAAGGAACUCCUGAUUGGGAAAGAAUUGCGCAGGAGGCUGCAAGGACAGUUCCUGGAAGAGAGAAUGGAGGAAAUUGUGACAUCAAAAAUCUCAGUAUAGGUUCCAAAGUAUACCUUCCAGUCUUCAUAGAAGGAGCUAACCUUAGUACUGGGGAUAUGCAUUUUUCACAAGGAGAUGGUGAAGUUUCGUUUUGUGGAGCAAUCGAGAUGAGUGGUUUUCUAGAACUCAAGUGCGAAAUCAUUAGGGAUGGGAUGAAAGAAUACCUCACUCCAAUGGGGCCGACUCCUCUACAUGUCAACCCAAUUUUCGAGACAGGCCCUGUUGAGCCAAGAUUCUCAGAAUGGUUAGUAUUUGAGGGCAUUAGCGUCGAUGAGAGCGGGCGACAACACUUCCUUGAUGCUAGCGUUGCUUACAAGCGUGCAGUGCUUAAUGCUAUCGACUACUUGUCUAGAUUUGGAUACACUAAAGAACAGGACAUUCGCCCAAAAACCAACAAGAUGCCUAUUGGACCUCGACUUGUAAGGAACUCUGAUAUCCCACAGUGCACCUAUGAUGGAAAGUUGCCGAGCACCAAAAAUCCUAAUGCAACAGCAUUACCGUCAAGCAUGCAGCUAGCACAUGAAAAACAACAUGACCCAACAACCUAA